CGGGAUCCAGGAAUAACCCCAGAGUUUAGGGUUAGCACACAAGUAUAGCACCCAAUAUCGGGUCGGACCAGUGUUAUGCCAACAAUGGACCCACCAAAAUAUUGGGUGCCUCAAUGCAGGACACGGCGACCCGACCGAAUUAGUCGACUCGAUUCGCAAAGACGACGACGGUAGGCAGCCAAAGCUUCGAUGAAAGACUAAUUUUUUCUUCCUGUACAGCGGCAGCAGUGAUUCCAGGGCAAUUUUACUCGACAGGAUUUGAAAUUGCCCAGCCUUACUAAGUCUUCCGAGAACAGCAUUCCUUCUCUAGUGGUGCCAUCGGAGCUGACGCAAAGCCAUACAAGGUGCGCUAUGGCGACGGAGGCGACCGAGGUGCCUUUAAUUUUGUAUGAAACACUGGCGCCUCUAGGGGAAGCUGACGAUGAUCAAUCUUCGUUCCAGCUUCCUUUUAAAACAUCGAAUUCGAAGAUUGUCGAAGACAAUCCAAAGUCUGGGGCCGCCGUGAAGUCAGUGGAUGUCGUCUCUAGUGAUACAUCAUUUGUAUCAGUCAAUGUGCGUCAACAAAUUAGACGUGGAUUUGAGGAGAAUCUAGCGCUAUCUGUUCAUCAGAGUAAUGAGAGCAGAGACACUGGUGCUAGUUCUGAUAAUGAGCAAGAAACGGUUGUCUCAGCAAGGGCCACAAGAGAACUGAAAGAUGUUUCAAGUUUUACUCUUGAAACUGUCGAAAAUCAAAUGGAAGUCGUGGAGCUUAGCAGUAGCAGAGAUGAUGAGGAGAUUGGUUUCCUGUCCUUGGAACCGGAGGAUUCUGUCGACACCCACCCGGAAGACCAGGGCCGGAUAAAGGCAGAGCAUGACUUAAUUCUGUUAGAGAGUGUAAAUCGGGCACCCAAAGAAGUGCCACCUUGGGCUCGUACAGGAGCGACACAUGGAACUUGGUUCAGAAGUCCCUUUUUGCAGCUACACCAAGAGAUAGUCGACUUUUGUAACUUUGUUACUCCAACGGAGAAAGAGCAGAAAAUACGAGAUGAUGCAGUUCAACGCGUAAGAGAAGUCGUUAUGUCGAUUUGGCCUUCUUGCCAGGUCAAAGUGUUCGGGUCGUUUGCCACUGGGCUGUAUUUGCCGACGAGUGAUGUUGAUGUAGUCAUCUUGGAGUCUGGGUGUCAAGUACCACAAGAUGGACUAAAAGCUCUUGCCAAAGCUUUGAAUCGGAAGAAUCUGGUGAAAAAUCUCCAGGUAAUUGGGAAGGCCCGCGUGCCCAUUGUGAAAUUUGUAGAGGCAGAUAGCAACAUACCUUUCGACAUCAGCUUUGACGUGGCAAAUGGUCCCGAAGCAGCCGAUUUUAUCAGGGAAGCAAUGAUCAACCUUCCACCGCUGAAACCUUUGUGUAUGGUGCUGAAAAUAUUUUUACAACAGCGAGAACUUAAUGAGGUUUAUACUGGUGGAAUUGGGUCGUACGCCUUACUCGUCAUGCUCCUCACUCAUCUACAGAUGCACCCAAGCCGGAAGAACUUUAACAGCCGAGGUGAACCUUGUCCGCUCGAAAGUAAUCUAGGCGUACUUUUGGUCGACUUUUUUGACUUCUAUGGACGUGCUCUCAAUGUAAGAGAUGUAGGUAUAUCUUGUCGAAGUGGGGGAAGAUUUUUCUGUAAGAGGUCUCGAGGAUUUGCGGACAAUGGUCGGCCUUUCCUUCUCUCUGUGGAAGACCCUCAGAAACCAGACAAUGACAUUGGCAAGAAUUCUUACAACGUUACAAAGGUCCGGUCUGCAUUUGUGCUAGCGCAUCGUUUACUGACAAAGUUGGAAGUUGAAGACGUUCCUGAGCAUGUGGGCUUGCUGGGGCGCAUCGUACGCAUGGAUAACGUACUGACUACAAGAGAUGUCGUUCUUCCGGAGUUGCCACCAAGGUUGCCCUCGGCAAAGAAGUUGUCAGGGAACCCAUCUUCUUCUGGAGUCUCCUCUGAGAAAGGAAUUCUAACCCCAGAAGUCGUCGGUAGAUCCCGGUGGCAUGAAGAUGAAGACUUCCCCAGAGGUGGUGAUUCGGAAAAGCUGUCUCGCAAAAGAAAGCGUGCAAAGGAUCGGGCGGAAAAGAUCUCCAAAGAAAAUUCUUUACCUUCACCUGUUAUAAUGCGUACACACAAGCGCAAGAGGGGUGAAGUACCACAGGUUAGCGAUACCCCAGGCUCAUCUUCUGUCAGGGGUCGAAAAUCUAAGAUCAGAAAGGAGUUGGAAAUUGCUGAUCCUGUUCCAAGCAGCAGCCGUGAAGUGAAACUAUCUGUUAAGGAAAGGCUUGGCCCCAUUGAGAAGCCACUUGGAAAGGGGAAAAGUGCCAAACAACCAAAGGUGUCCAAAAGAGAUUUCAUCGACCUGACAGAAGAUGUAGAAGAGCAGUCCACGCACGUUAGAAGUAAUAAGCGAUCUAAGCGACACCAAAGAGAGGACUCUCACGAGGAAGGUGAAAUUACGUUGGAAGAUGAUGCUACAUUCGGUCGCGUGGGCAACAGGCGUGACUUAGCUCAAGAAGAUGAGGUAGAUGUUGGUGCCGGUAAUGGCCACAACAAACACAAACGGUGGUUCAGUGAAACCAAGGUCAGAAAUCGACAGAGAGGUGAACAAGCCGAGGAGGUUAUAACUAGAAACGGCAGAAUCAGUAGGAAGAUAAUGGUCACGAAUGCCCACAAGAAGAUAACGUUUUCUUAGUAUGCCUGCCACCCCCACGAAAGGGCUUCAUCAGGGUGCUCGUGGCCGAUUAUGAAGUUCACAUACCUGUCCGUCUCCCAGUGUUUUCUACUCUGGCUUACUCGGGAAGAGGAUGCUUUACACGAUCGUAGGAAGGAUCCGUUAGUUCCGUUAUUUGGAGCAAGAAAGAGGAGCAACCUUGUGAUGUCUUCAAUUUUCAUUUCACACACCUGCCGAGUAUGAGUGCAUUGUUGAAGGGCAAAAGAGAUUGACUGGGCCAUCUCCGAACUGGAGACAGGAGAAACUGUCGUGUUUGCCUCUGUCUCUCCCCACAGCACUGAGAGGCUAUUGUGCUCCAGCAACAGCAAGUCCAUGAGUCAUAUCAAUGGAACGGGAUGCGCUAGAACAGAGGACUAGAGAGAGCUUCCUUCAUGUCUACUGAGUGAAAAAUCUAAUGAUAGGUGUAUCCAAAGAUACUGCCAGCUGGUGCAGCCAAACAAGUCUACUGCACAUCAGUGGAGAACUUGGAUUGCAAGACGUGUCUCAGGACUCGGUCUAAUCUGUGCAAGCGAGAAAAGGGGACUAUCUUUUUAGAUCAGAGAAGCUGCAACAAUGCUGAGCUGAGAAUGAAGGCUCUUCUCUGUGACACCAAAGGUUGGUCUAAGAAAUUUUUGUACAUAUGCAUGAGUUAGGAAAAAACUAUCCGGAAAAGUUUCUCACGGAAUUGGUGAGGUCUUUGUCUUCUUUGGUAACUACUUCGACCUUACGAGGAUGAAGUAUCUUCCUCAAAAGAGUCUCGUGAGUUCUUUUUGCAUUACCAUCUGUCGUCAUGACUCUGUCGCCUCACUCUGUUACCAAUCUGCACUCCACGAAGUCCAUACGCACUUGAGUUCGGAGUCACUAUUGACGUUGCAAGUGCUGUUUAGGAUAGCAUUAUCUGGGCUUGUACGUUCAAGUCUUAUUCCUUGUGAGCUUGUGGGAUAUUCAUCUUUGCUCGUGGGCUUGUAUCUGCAAGUCAGCAUUACAGGAAUCCUACCUUGGUACUAAAAGAGACGCAACAGCCGUUUCAUCUGAGCUUUUUGGAGAAAUAUAUCUAAUGUCGUAAACUACACAAUUCGCCCACCCUUAGUGGAUGUGGAGAAUAUCUUUUGGCUUGAGUAAUAUGUUGGUGCAUUGUGAGAAAUGGUGUCGAAUAUGGCCGCAUUUUUGAAAGUGUCAAUGUAUGUGUUGUAGGUGUAGAAAGCUCGAACGAAUAGAUUACGUAACGUUGGACAUAAUUUUUUUUCACUUUCUCCCGGACACCUCAUGCAGUUAA
Molecule: messenger RNA, 3991 nt
Organism: Marchantia polymorpha subsp. ruderalis
Lineage: Eukaryota; Viridiplantae; Streptophyta; Marchantiopsida; Marchantiales; Marchantiaceae
Source: the annotation of a GenBank genome assembly